AAGAGCUGUCCAGUACUCCAGCAAUUGUCCAAGGAUAUUUUUCGGUGGUCAUUUGGGAUAUUUUGUGGUCUUGUUAUUCAGUUUUCGACGAUAAAAUUCGGGUGUAUGGAAGUGUGAGAUCGGUUGGAGGUUUUCGUCGAUUUAUCGGGGCGAUAUGGAGGUGAUACAUCGACCGGUACGCGUCGUCGUCGUGGGACAGAGUGCUUGGACAUGCAUUCGUGGAUUUAUUUUCUUAUUCUCACUGCUGAAUCUAGUCUCCUGCCAACUGGAUCUCCCUCCCCUCGGGAAUGAUCGUUUUAAUGAUAAUUACAAUAGGAAUCAACAGGAUUACGACAGAAACCAACAGGAUUUCAAUAGGAAUCCACAGGAUUAUGAUAGGAAUCAACAGAAUUUCAACAGAAAUCCACAGGAUUACGAUAGAAACCAAGGAGAUUUCGGUAGGAGACCUAUCGACGCUGACUGGAGACAAAUUCUAGCUAAACUGGACUUUCAGGGAGCUGAGAGAUGCAGCGCUAAUGUCGCUGCCCAGUGGGCAUACGAGACCAAUGUCAACGAGUACACGCAACUCCAAGCGUUGGAGUCGCAGAGACAGUACGCAGAGUUCCAGAAUCAUGCGUGGCAUCUGCUGUCUAAGUUGGACGCAUCGAGCCAGCGGGACCCCUUCCUCAGGAGACGCCUGAGGUACCUGUCGGUGGUGGGUCCGGCAGCCCUUCCUCCUGAUCAGUUGGACAGAUACAAUCGGGUCAUUAACGACAUGCUGGCGAUUUAUAACUCAGCUACGAUAUGCGCUUAUAAUGAUCCGUUCAAGUGUGGACUCAGACUGUAUCCAGAAAUCUCGAAAAUAAUGGCGAAGAGCAGGGACUGGGACGAGCUGCAGUGGGUGUGGAUGGAGUGGAGGAGGCGAAGUGGAAGACCAAUGCGUGAUUUAUACCAACAGCUGGUUAAAUUGAAUAACGACGCAGCCAGGUUCAAUAAUUUCACUGACGCCGCUGAGUACUGGAUGUUCCCGUACGAGACGAUAAACUUUCAGGCGGAAGUUGAUGAAGUGUGGAAUAGUAUAAGACCGCUCUAUGAGGAGCUUCAUGCAUACAUUAGGAAGAGGCUGAGGGAUUUGUAUGGGCCGGAGAAGAUUGGGAGACAUACCCCACUUCCUGCGCAUAUCCUUGGAAACGUUUGGGGUCAAUCGUGGACAAACCUCCUCGACAUAACCACUCCCUACCCCGGCAAAUAUUACAUGGACGUUUCCGAGGAGAUGUUGGCGCAGGGCUAUACACCCAUAGACAUGUUCCGGGUUGCCGAAGAAUUUUACCUCUCACUCAAUCUUAGCGCAUUGCCACCAGAGUUCUGGGCCGGAAGUAUUAUCGCUGAUCCAGGGGAUCGACCAUUAAUCUGUCAGGCUUCCGCAUGGGAUUUCUGUAACCGGAUUGAUUACAGAAUAAAAAUGUGCACGAAGGUAACAAUGAAGGACUUAAUAACAGUUCACCACGAAAUGGCGCACAUUCAGUACUUCCUCAGAUACAGCCACUUGCCCCGUGAAUUCCGAGACGGUGCAAAUCCAGGUUUUCACGAGGCUGUUGGAGAAGCCGUUGCCCUCAGUGUGGGCACACCCAAGCAUUUACAGACCCUGGGGUUAGCUAUUAAAUACAUAGACGAGCCAGAGCCAGAUAUCAAUUAUCUGUUCUCCUUGGCAAUGGAGAAAUUACCACUACUGCCGUUCAGCAUAGCUGUGGACAGAUGGAGGUGGGAUGUCUUCAGGGGAACCGUCAGUCGAGAGGAGUACAAUUGUCACUGGCACAGACUAAUGGAGCUUUACGCUGGGGUUAAACCCCCAGUUCUACGGACAGAAGAUGAUUUCGAUCCUGGAGCGAAGUACCACGUUCCCGCCAAUGUCCCCUACAUUCGUAAUUUCGUCGCCGGCGUUCUUCAGUUCCAACUGUAUCGAGGUCUCUGUCAAGCUGGACAACGAUUUGUCAACGAUCCCCGCAGGCCCCUGCACAAGUGCGACUUCUACAGGAGUCCCGAGGCUGGUGCUGUACUCAGAAGAUUGAUGGAGAAAGGAUCCUCGCGACCGUGGCAGGAUAUACUCCAGGAGUCUACCGGUGAGGUCCGACUGGACGGAAAUGCGGUGCGCGAGUAUUUCAGGCCCCUCGAGGAAUGGCUGAGAACGGAAAACCUGAGAUCCGGUGAAAUAGUCGGCUGGUCAUACGACGGUGACUACUGCAAGCGAAGCAUUGAGACGGCCGGACUCCAGGUGUAUGGAAGUGGUUUCUACUACAAUUCAGCCAACUCCUGGGGCACAUCGGGCCUCACUGCCAUUUUCCCCCUCGUCUCGAUUGUAUUUCUAUUCUGAAACUCGCGUGUCGUGUUUUGAAAGAAACGAGAAAAAUUAGGCACUCAUUCUUUUCGAUGGUUUCUAUUCACCCUGUCCUCGAUAGCUGUCAUUAAUUCAUGGUCGAGUGAUACUACCCAUACGAAAUAAAAUUCCAUUUAAGGAAUUGAACGAUUAAUGGGACGUGGGCACGUGCCGCUGUCCCGCUGAUCCUGUGUCGUGUUAAUGCCUUUGAUAUCUCCAGUUUCUUUUUUCGAAAAACAUCUUUUUCAAACUUUCCCGAAACCUCAUAUCCGCGAGUGUCUCGACAAAGCAAAGUAUGUAGCGAUACGCAACGUUUCACAUAAAAAACUGGCUCGUCCAGGAGGAGUUACGCAAUUGAGGAAGACCGGUAACGUCCUCACUGGGACUCUCGGUUCACUUUUAUUUUUUUUUUACGGAACACUUUCCGCGAAACCUCACGACGCGAAACAAUGAAGAGGCUAUAUCCCCCGAGAGUCCGUCUCUCUUUGGAUUUUUUACAUUUUUUUCAGCUUUCUCCGUUUAAUGUUCUCCAUUUAAGUCGUGAAAAUUUAACGGGGAAAUGUGUUAAUGGGAGAAAGGUGGUCGAAGCUUUUUGGAAAAUUGGCGAGGGGCGAAGUGGCGAGGGGGAUGAGUCAGGAAAUUGGAUGUGGAUUGUUUUCGCGUGUCUUUGGGCGAAGAGGGUUUAGAGGAGAAUGUUGGGGAGAUUUUUCGCAGGAGCUGGAAGCCUUUGGAAAAGGGGAUUUGAGUGAAUCUGUCUGGAGGUGUUCAUGUGGUAGAUAUUUGGAAUGUGAAAUUGAUUUUCAGGCAAUUUUUUUGAGAGUUGAAAAAUUGCCCGCGUACUCGUUGACAGAUAAAUGACGGGGAAGUAUUGUGUGGAGCUUGAACAACCUUACGAGUUACACUUUUUAAUUAAUUUAAUUGAACUUUUAUAUUUUGAAAAUAUUAGCAAAAUAAAUUGGAGAAAGUGAAUUCUAUUUUUAAAAAUAAAGAUCCCGUUUGCAGAUCAUAUAAUUCCCGACGAAGAGUGUCUUCCCAUCAAUUUAUCUUCACUUCGAAAGCAUUUGCAAAAUAAAUUGGAAAUAAUCAGUUGAAUUUUCACUCAAAUUGAAAAAUUUCAGUCGAAUUAUUUUUCAAAGGUCUUAAAAACGAAUGAGUUUAAGGAAAAAAUAAAGACCUCUUUUGUAGCUUCCAAUCAAUUUGUCUUCACGUCAAAAAGAUUUUGAAAAUACAUAGCUUCAGAUAAAUAAAAUGAUCUCUAUGAGAAAGGAGUCUUGCUUUUAUUUCUCUAAACCUAUUCAUUUCCAAGAUAUAAUGGACCUAUUUCUCUUCAUCACGUCAUCACCUAUUUGAUGGUGCACUCACCACAGCUAUAAUCACUCCCACAUUAGGAACAUAAAAAAACUCCCGUUUCGUGAGUUUAAUUAAUUUUCAAGAACAUUUGAACGUUCAACACCCAGUGGUAUUCCUUUAACAUAUCAAUUUUUUACGAAAUUUAUAUUUUCUAAUUCACAAGAAGUAGUAAUUCAAUUACUUUUAUUACCCUGAAAUUAUCCCACGUAGACCGUUGAUAAUUAAUGUGUAAAUUGAAAUGUUCAGCGGCGUAUCAGACCCAGCUCCUCUCUAAAUUGCAGUUUUAAAAGUUUCAUAACGUUUUACACGAAAUCAUUAUGUCACUAGAGUACUACCAACUGUCUCUUACGAUCACACACAAAUGGAUCUGUAACAUGUAAUUUUGCGGAUGAGAGGAGAGGCAUUGUAAUCGUAUAUUAAAGAAAUUUGAAUUGUA
Messenger RNA from Diachasma alloeum, 4139 nucleotides. It is a transcript of the gene Ance-3, whose product is annotated as angiotensin-converting enzyme. Gene Ontology annotation, cellular component: plasma membrane. Gene Ontology annotation, biological process: proteolysis. The transcript has 13 exons. The record is from RefSeq and is a predicted model, not a curated record. The coding region runs from base 155 to 2350 and encodes 731 amino acids. Gene Ontology annotation, molecular function: peptidyl-dipeptidase activity; metallopeptidase activity. Lineage: Eukaryota; Metazoa; Arthropoda; Insecta; Hymenoptera; Braconidae.